This is a messenger RNA of Leptinotarsa decemlineata (Colorado potato beetle), 794 nucleotides long. Its product is annotated as sodium-dependent nutrient amino acid transporter 1. Gene Ontology annotation, molecular function: L-amino acid transmembrane transporter activity; amino acid:sodium symporter activity. Lineage: Eukaryota; Metazoa; Arthropoda; Insecta; Coleoptera; Chrysomelidae. Gene Ontology annotation, cellular component: plasma membrane. Gene Ontology annotation, biological process: sodium ion transmembrane transport; amino acid import across plasma membrane; nitrogen compound transport. The record is from RefSeq and is a predicted model, not a curated record.
GUAUUGGUUAUGGACAACUUAUUGGUGACUUUUCUGUGGCUACUUACUAUUGUACCCUUAUGGCGAUAUCUCUCUUCUAUUUGAUUCAGUCUUUCACAUCUGAUCUUCCUUGGACCGAGUGUAGAGAUGAAUGGAAAACCAACCCAUUUCUGCAGGGAAAAACAUGUGUUUCUUCAAAAUCUGUUAACGUUUCGAAUAAUAUUUCGGUCAGCUCAUCUGAGCUUUAUUUCAGGAUAGAGGUUCUAAGAGAAUCUCCCGAUAUAUCUGAAGGACUCGGAAUACCAGAUUGGCGUCUAGCCCUAUAUCUCUUAGCGUCAUGGAUAGUUACAUUUCUGAUUUGUUCAAAAGGUGUCAAGAGUUCGGGAAAAGUAUCAUAUUUUCUGGCGUUGUUUCCAUACAUUAUAUUAUUUUCUCUUCUGGUAAGAGCAACUACAUUGGAAGGAUCAGCGGAAGGCAUAGCUUUCUUUUUUUUGCCUCAAUGGGAAAAGUUGUUGGAAGCAAAAGUUUGGUAUGCUGCAAUAACACAAUGUAUGUUUUCACUGAAUAUUGGAUUUGGAACUGUUACUAUGUAUGCUUCUUACAACAGUUUUAGGCAUAAUACAUACCGUGAUGCGAUAAUAGUUUCCAUACUGGAUACGGGAACAUCAAUGUUAGCAGGAACCAUCAUAUUUGGAAUAUUGGGUAAUCUAGCACUGAAAUUAAAUGUGGAAAUCGAUAAAGUUGUAACUUCCGGCACAGGCUUAGCAUUCAUUUCAUACCCAGAAGCUAUAGCUAGGUUUGAAUCUGUACCUUGG